ACUCCUCCGUCCACCACCCUAGUUCCCUGUCUUGGAUUACAGUCUCCGUCCCUCCGCUGCGUGUGAAGAUGUGUUCCCUGGGCUUUGCCAGGUCUCUGGGAUUCGCCCUCAUCCCUCUCGCCACUUGCUGCAUCGUGGCAAACGUCCUGCUCUUCUUUCCUGAUGGGAAGAUGAUAUACAUUCAGGACCAUCAUGUGACCCCAUAUGUCUGGUACCUUAUGGGGAUCGGAGGAGGUGGUUUUCUGGUGCUGAUCCCGGCCUGCGUGUUUCUGGGAAUGGGGAAGUGUGUGGACUCCUGUGGGACAGAGAGCUGUGCGAUGUGUGGUUCGGUAGUGGCGGCUCUAGUGGGGCUCUCCGGCUCGGGGUUCUGCUUCCUGAUCUCCGGUGUGGCGCUCCUGAAGGGCCCGUACUGCUUCACCUCAAUGGGAUGGGAAUCUCCUUUUGAGGGUGACGGGGGACGGUAUUUGCUGGCUCCAGACACAUGGUCACGCUGCACUCAGCCGGCUAGCGUGGUGGAGUGGAACGUGACGCUGCUGUCGAUCCUGCUGGGUCUCAGCGCGCUGGAGUUCCUCAUCUGCGUCCUGCAGCUCAUCAGCGGCUUGGUGCACGCCGUGUGUCGGCCCUGCUGCUACAAGCAGGAGUACAGCCUGAACGCUUGAGACACACACACACACACAGAUACACCACUGCAGCCGAGAUCCCAUGUGUUCUGGAUAGAACAAACGUUUGUAUUGUAUACUAGCUACACUAUGCAUUUUGCUAAAACAUAAAAGUAUUUUUGUAUGAGUUCUGGUCAUUUUGUACAGGAAGCUGUUUUGUAAAUUAUUUAAAUACUGAGAGUAAUAGAAGAACAGUGGAUGAAUGUUGUUUUAUUUACCUGUGAACACUGUAAUAUGUUUUGAAUAUUCUCUUCAAUAAAUAAAUAUAGGUUUUUCGAGUA
Messenger RNA from Pimephales promelas (fathead minnow), 940 nucleotides. It is a transcript of the gene tm4sf1, whose product is annotated as transmembrane 4 L six family member 1. Gene Ontology annotation, cellular component: membrane. The record is from RefSeq and is a predicted model, not a curated record. Lineage: Eukaryota; Metazoa; Chordata; Actinopteri; Cypriniformes; Leuciscidae.